AGAGAAAACAAAAUCCAACAAAGACAAGGCAAAUUUCCUUUCUCUCUCCCAAUAAAACCAGGCAAUUUUCCAGAAAAAACCAGGAGUAGAAGAAUUCAAGAGGUAUGAUGACGGACUUCAUUUGGUGAUAAACGAACUUGAGGACGAUGGUGGGUUCGAUUAGUCAUGGAGUCAAACCAGAUUCUGUCAUUGCGGACCAUCCCAACUGAUCCCGAACAUGUGAAGGUCAUUCAGUGGGAGGACUUCCAGCACGAUCUUGCGAGGUUGGUGAGUCUCUCUUCCACAUUGGACGAAUCCAAGGAGAAGAAGCGCAACCUUCACCACAAGCUCGAGUCUCUCAUCCAGGUCAAUGUUGAAUCAUUAGGUCAAUUGAAUGAACUUGAGGAGAUGCGUCAGAAAUUGGAAUCAAAGAAAGUGGUUAUGGAAAAUAUGUCUAUACGUUAUAGGCUGGCUAAGGAGGAUGCUAACAAACAGGAGGAGCAGCUUAGUGGUGCAGUGCAAUCACUUCUGGUUGCAGGGGGUGCUCUUUCUGUAUGCAGCAGCAACCUCCAAGAAUCAAGUAGAUUUUUGUAUGAUGAAAAUGGUUAUGUUCAUAUGAGAAAACUUCAAAAGAUGUUGAGGAGGAGGCAACAACAUAUGGUAUCUCAAAUUUCAAUGCUGUAUCCUAUGAAGAUCUUGGUUGGGCCAGCACAAGAGCAAGAGCUUGAGGCUUAUCCUUCAAGUAACCUGGCAGCUAUUAAAAAGAUGAUCGUUGGAGUUUUGUUGAUUCUGAGAGAUUUGAUUCUUCAUCAGCAUCUUCAUAAGGAAGGUUUUGAUAAUCUUUUUAAGUUGAUCUUCAAAUCUUCGCUUGAAGUUUUUUUACCAUCAAAUAUAUUCUUUGAAGCUUUAAUCCCUUUCUUCCUUCGAAUCAGAGAGAACUUGAUUUAGAAACCUUUGAUUUUA
This is a messenger RNA of Vigna umbellata (rice bean), 942 nucleotides long. The record is from RefSeq and is a predicted model, not a curated record. NCBI's taxonomy places the organism in Eukaryota, Viridiplantae, Streptophyta, Magnoliopsida, Fabales, Fabaceae.